Messenger RNA from Cariama cristata (Red-legged seriema), 2247 nucleotides. Its product is annotated as serine/threonine-protein kinase Nek1-like. Gene Ontology annotation, molecular function: protein kinase activity. Lineage: Eukaryota; Metazoa; Chordata; Aves; Cariamiformes; Cariamidae. The record is from RefSeq and is a predicted model, not a curated record. The annotation marks the transcript as partial. The transcript is spliced from 16 exons.
AAUGAAGCUGCCAGUUCUGAUGGACAAGAAUCAAGCGAGGAAACAGAAUUGAAACGCAGAAAGAUAGAAGCACAGAAGGCCCAAGCAAAUGCUCGAGCUGCAGUUCUGAAAGAACAGUUAGAGCGAAAGAGAAAGGAAGCAUAUGAAAGAGAGAAAAGAGCCUGGGAAGAACACCUGAUAGCGAAAGGGGUAAAGAAUCCUAAUGUGCCUUUUCAUGUGGGAGCUACAGAGCACAGUCCUGUGCAUGGACCACAAGAGCUUGGAGCAGCUCUUCCUAAGCCACAACUUCCAGUGAAGCCUGGUAUACCAGUCAUCUCCAUGACAUCUGCUUUGAAGGAAGUGGGUGUGGAGGAAAGCGUAACUGCUAUCCAGGAAGCUGAGGAGGAAAUAGAAAAGGCAGAUCUUGGAAUGCAAAAUAAACGAGAAAUACUGAGAAGAUUAAAUCAAAAUCUUAAAGCUCCAGAAGAUGAGAAAGGAAAAAAGGAGUGUAAAAAUAUCGCUGAAUCAGCUGGGUCUGAAGGUGCUAAGGAACAACAAGAAGGUGACUCUCCUCUUCUAGGAGAUCGCAAAAAAUGGGAAUCUGAGGUAUCUGAGUUGGUAGUUCCUCUAGCUCAGUUAUCAAUGGAAGAUUCUCUCUCCGGAACAGACCGUCAAACUCUGGGGGAAGUAAUUAGGUUCGAUAGUGGUGAACCCCACAGGAAGGUCUGGGGCAAAAGCCCUACUGAUUCAGUCCUGAAGAUCCUAGGAGAAGCAGAGUUGCAGCUGCAAACUGACUUGCUUGAGGAACUAGAUGUCAUAAAUGGUACUGCAGAACUUCUUGAAGGAGAUCAUCAGUCCUUAAUUGUAAAAGAGGAGAAAGAAGAGAAAGCUUUUCCUACAGACAGAGCUCAGUCUUCUGUACCAGUUGGUGUCACAGAGUCUGACGUGACUAUACCAGAAGAAUCUCAAAGAGCUGGACCUCCCCAGGUGCAGAGCAAACCUAUUGUGCUGGAUGAGCCUGAUGAUUUGGAAGCAGAGAUGUUGGAAGAAACUGAAGAAGGUAAAAAGCACCAGAGUAAGGAGAGUAAGGAAUUUCCCAUCACUGUCAGCGAAGUGUGGGUAAAAGAGAAAGAGGAUAAGACACAAGAUGACAGAAGAAAUGAGGCAGCUUCUGAGGAAGUACCAUUUGGCAAGGUGCAACCACACGAGGAAGCUCCAGAAGAAACUUGUUCCAGUGACUCUCUGCAACCUGAACCCUUGUUCCAGAGGGUGAUGCAGCCCCCGGCUGUACCAACAACCUCGCCAGUUCUGUCAGCUCAGUCUUCGCAGGAAGAGCCUUUUGUACCUCGUUUGCGUUCCAUAUCACCAGCAAAAAAUAAAGGCAAAAGUUCAUUGCUGAUUGGACUUUCUACAGGGCUUUUUGAUGCAAACGACCCAAAGAUGUUGAGAACAUGUUCACUCCCGGAUCUUUACAAACUGUACAGAACUUUAGUUGAUGUUCCCAGCGUGGCAGAUGUGCAGCAACAUCAUCUUGAAAUAGAUGAUAUGGAAGAUGAGCAAGCCAAAGAAGGACCCUCUGAUUCUGAGGAUAUCGCGUUUGAGGAGGCAGACACAGAUUUGCAGGAACUCCAGGCCUCAAUGGAACAACUGCUGAGAGAGCAGCCCAGUGAGGAAUUCAGCGAAGAGGAGGAGUCGUCUACUUUAAAGGCCAAUGUCAUCGAAUGCGUCACAAAUGGUACGGAGCUGGAUGAAGGAGACGAAAAUAACCCCAGCAGUGAAAGUGCACUUAAUGAAGAAUGGCAGUCAGAUAACAGCGAUGGAGAGAUUGCCAGUGAAUGUGAAGAAGGCGACAGUAUCUUCAGCCAUUUGGAAGAGUUGAGAUAUAACCUGGAGCGGGAAAUAGGCUUUGAUAAAUUCAUUGAAGUUUAUGAGAAAAUAAAGGCUAUACAUGAAGAUGAAGAUGAAAAUAUUGAUAUUUGUUCAACCAUAGUUCAGAAUAUUCUUGGAAAUGAACACAAACACCUGUACGCCAAAAUACUUCACCUAGUAAUGGCAGACGGAGCCUACCAAGAAGGUGAUACAGUCAUACUGAAGUUUAAAAACUCGCAGAGCCACAGACUGGGAGAGUUUUUUCACGUUGGCCGCACAACAAAAGCCAACGCCAGGCAGACUGCGCAGUGGGAAGGCUCGAGCGAGGCAGCGUUUGCUUUGCUUCGGCAUGGCCUUGAGAGUUCUUUCACAAGUCGUCCCCGAGGUCGAUUCUAUCGG